Alternaria metachromatica is the source of this 1335-nucleotide messenger RNA. RefSeq lists its product as uncharacterized. Lineage: Eukaryota; Fungi; Ascomycota; Dothideomycetes; Pleosporales; Pleosporaceae. Gene Ontology annotation, molecular function: double-stranded RNA binding; ribonuclease III activity. Gene Ontology annotation, cellular component: nucleus. The transcript has a single exon. Bases 1 to 1335 code for a protein of 444 amino acids. The record is from RefSeq and is a predicted model, not a curated record. Gene Ontology annotation, biological process: primary miRNA processing; regulation of gene expression; rRNA processing.
AUGGCGUCGCAAAAACGUGGUGGGGGCUUCAAUCACUAUGGCUGGGACCAACAGCACAAGAGGCACCAGCCUCAGCCUCAGCAUCGCAACGGCGCGAAUCACAAUUCACAUCCACCGCAGCCUGAGCUCUCCUCCCAGGACAUGCAGACUGGACUAACGGCUCUGCUGGACAGAUUUGUCGCAGAAGAGGCGACUGUCGGGGCAGACAAGGAUAUCCUCCAUCACGCGCACGAGCUCCGUCGCCUACUUUGCGCCCGGAACAACCCAAUCUCUGCCAGAGCGAAGCGCGAGCUCGACGAGAAACGGCCUGACAAAGCAGUCAAAGUCGCCAUACCCGAAUACGUCGAGCGCAAAGUACGCGCCGCCCAGGACUUGCCUCCCUUACCGCCUAUCAAAGAACCCCACCUGCACGAAGCAGUCUUCACGCAUCGAUCCGCCGUCUUCGACCCUAGCAUCCCCGGCUCCACGCUCGGCGGUGACCUCAGUCUAGACUACGAGCGACUCGAACUCCUCGGCGACGCCUACAUCGAACUCAUUGCCUCCCGCGCUCUCUAUAACCGCUUCCCACACGUCGACGUCCCAGACCUCUGCACCUGGCGCGAACGACUAGUCGAGAACUCGGCUUUGAGCAAGUUCUCCAACGCCUAUGGGUUCCCAGACCGACUGAAGCAUCGCUCUCAGUGGGACAAGAACUCCAAGCAAUACCAGAAGGUCGUCGCCGACAUCGUCGAAGCCUAUGUCGCAGCAAUCGUGCUAUCCGACCCAGAGAACGGAUUCGAGACGGCAGAGACAUGGCUGACUGAGCUCUGGGCACCACAACUCCUCGGCUUCAAGGAGAAGAUCAUCGAGAAUCCUCAAGCCAGAGACCAGCUCAACAAGCUUGUUCUCGGCAAAGGCGUCAAGCUCAUCGCCAAAGAGGAGAAACCCAUGACCUACGACUCGAACAGCGUGCAGUGCUACCACAUCGGCAUGUAUCUCACCGGCUGGGGCUACGACAACGAAUGGCUCGGCAGCGGCGAUGGACAGAACAAGGUGCAGGCUGGUGUCGCCGCGGCCGCAGACGCCCUGAAGCGGAAUAGCCCAGUACUGCAAGACGCUAUACGGCAGAAAGAUGAGCUGCGAGCCGCGCGCUUGAAGGAACAAGAAGAGAAGACUGUAGGAGGCACUGAACCGCAGAACAUCCUCAACACUGAAGCGUCAAAUGGUAAAGUGUCAGACGAUCAGGACGCUACGCAGAAGAAGCGGAAAAAGGAAGACGAAGAUGCACCACAUGAGAAGAAGAAGCAUAGGAAAGAGAAGAAGCACAAGGCUACGGCUGACAAUGGCAGCUCCUGA